UAAGCUUUUAUAUUUUACGUUAUUAGGCUAAAGAGAAAAUAGUUGCCGAUUUCAAGAGUAACGAAUCCUGUCUUGUUAGUUUGCUAUAAUAUCCUUAUUACCUACUAGAUCCGGGCGUAUAUAUAACGACUGUUUAUCAGUGGAGUUCAGUAAAUAUGUCUGGUAGGUAAGGUACUAAUUUCGUUGCUAAAAAUGCGUUGAUGUUCAUACCUUUCGUCAAACAUGAAGUUGGGUUCUUCAUGGAAUGUUCCAACUGCACUUGGCACAUGGAAGUAAGUGGUCGAGUGCAUCGUAUGCACCAUUGUUGAAUAUGUUACUGCGAUUCCUUAUUCUGAAAAACUUAUGAAAUUAGAGAUAAAGUGCCGCACACACUACACUUUUUUUAGAAAUUUAUUUAUUUAACACAGGUGCUAGCAGCCAUAGACGAUAUAAUAAUUAAUUUAUUAAGUGACAAUAGAGAUUCAGGCUCUAAAUUUCGGAAAAGAAUCAGCUCGUGUGUGAUGCGCUGAAAUUGAAAACUUUGUUUUAAGGCGAAUCUACUGACUGCGCCAGUUAGGUCUGGCUCGCAAGAGCUAAGAACUUGCUCGUUCAUGGAAUUUAGGAUGUCGAGUACGACAUUACACCAUAACACAUAACUAGUCGUGAAUUAAAGAAAAUAUUCAAAUUUAUUCGCAGAAUAGUAUUUUUAUCUGGGAUUUAAUGGCGCAACCGUCGUGGAGCUAAUGUAUCGUACACCAUUGUCGCCCUGUGAACUCGCGCGGCAGAAAUGUCUUGACGUCCUCAGGGAGCUUUAUAAAGAUGUUUCGUGAGGAAGUAAGUCACAUCGUUUGGAGCCGAGGAGCUGAUAAGAUGUCAUCAAAGCGUAGUGCGACGUCAGUGGCCAUGGUGCUAUUCUGCGUGGCAGUACUGUGCGUCGAUGCUGCGCGGGCGCGCUGUAGACUACGCAAACACAUACACAAGGCCAUGCAGACGGACUUUACUGGACGUCGGUGCUGGGACGACGUCAAGAUACAGUCCUGCUGGGGAUACUGUCUGUCCUACGAGAUUUCUGACUGGCGCUUCCCAUACAAGGAUUCGCACCACCAAGUCUGCGGCCACGAGGAGCGCAAGCACGCCUCUGUCAAGCUGAGACACUGCGACCCCGGCGUGGAGCCCGGCACCGACACCUACCACUACAUCGAGGCCACCAGCUGCAAGUGCCAGGUAUGUUCGUCAGAAGACACGAGCUGCGAGUGGCUGCCGCCCGACUCCAGCCUCCUCGGCGGCCUGGUCCUCAAGGAGGAGAUAGAGGAGGAGGAAUAACACUGACACGUACAUGGUACAAGGACCGAGGAGGAGGGAUAACACUAACGCGUACAAGGACCGAGUUACAUCGCAAGUUAUGUUAAGUAAACAGUUUUAAGAAAAAUAUUUUU
Messenger RNA from Cydia fagiglandana, 1415 nucleotides. It is a transcript of the gene GPB5, whose product is annotated as thyrostimulin beta-5 subunit-like. The transcript is spliced from 4 exons. Gene Ontology annotation, molecular function: hormone activity. Bases 799 to 1302 code for a protein of 167 amino acids. NCBI's taxonomy places the organism in Eukaryota, Metazoa, Arthropoda, Insecta, Lepidoptera, Tortricidae. The record is from RefSeq and is a predicted model, not a curated record. Gene Ontology annotation, cellular component: extracellular region; cytoplasm. Gene Ontology annotation, biological process: G protein-coupled receptor signaling pathway.